Sinocyclocheilus anshuiensis is the source of this 2145-nucleotide messenger RNA. RefSeq names its product DDB1 and CUL4 associated factor 12 (gene dcaf12). Gene Ontology annotation, molecular function: protein binding. Lineage: Eukaryota; Metazoa; Chordata; Actinopteri; Cypriniformes; Cyprinidae. The record is from RefSeq and is a predicted model, not a curated record. Gene Ontology annotation, cellular component: Cul4-RING E3 ubiquitin ligase complex. The transcript has 9 exons. Bases 437 to 1885 code for a protein of 482 amino acids.
GUCGUGCGCACGCGUACGUUUGACCUUGUUUUUGUUGAUGUUUGACUGGAUUGCGGCUGCGCGCGGCGCUGUUCGUUGUCGGAUGACGCGUUUUGUCUGGAGAACGACGGACAGAGACAGAGAAAGAAGAUAGAAGGAAAGUGAGCUCGGUGCAGGGGAGGGGCAGCAGUACCCUUGUAGCUCCUCCACACGGACGAAAACCAAACAAGCCUGCCCUAAAAACGACCUAAAUCCAACGGAUCGGUGAUCGGCCACUGCAACGGAAUCGGACGGUUAUUCGAUUUAGAACCGUCCGACUCGACUCGGCUGGAUUCGAUUAGUCGCGCCGCUUCACCAGCCCAGAGGCCGCCGAAACAACCCCAUCGCCAUUAUAUGACCCACUUCCCAGCGUCGCUGCUGCCCUCCAUGUGGGUGAGGGACCUGUGCGUGUCGGGCUAUGGCGAGAAAAACAGUUAGCAGGAAAAGAAAAGCAGAGGAGCCCAAGGAACAACAGUUUGACUGGUGUCAGUCUGCAAUUAAGCGUGCCCGCGUGUCCAGCUCAGCGCGUCAUGCCCAGCCCUGGUGGCAGAGCCGGCGGUCGGUGGUGUGCUCUGUGAGAGGAAGGGAGUUCCGCCCGCAGCAGCAGCAUGAGUGGAGCUUCCAGCGGAGUCUGCGCGGAUUCGCUGCCGGACGCAUCCCAGGAAUCCUCAGAGAGAGAGAGUUCUCCCUCGGCCGCCUUAACAAGGUGUUCGCUUCCCAAUGGCUCAACCACAGGCAGGUGGUAUGCGGGACCAAAUGCAACACGCUAUUUGUGGUGGACGUCCUCUCGGGACAGAUAACCAGGAUACCCAUGCUGAAAGACAGAGAGGGAAGGGCAGAGGUUUCCCAGGGUUUGAGUGGAGUGGGAGGCAAUUUCCACUUCCACAAUCCAGGAUCAGUCGGCGGUCUAGAUGUCCAGCAGGGAUGUGGCAUCCACGCCAUUGAGCUGAACCCCUCUCGUACAUUGUUGGCCACUGGAGGAGACAACCCCAACAGCCUGGCAGUGUACAGACUUCCCACUCUUGACCCUGUCUGCGUCGGGGAUGAUGGACACAAUGACUGGAUAUUCUCCAUUGCGUGGAUCAGUGACACCAUGGCAGUCUCAGGAUCUCGUGAUGGUUCCAUGGGUCUGUGGGAGAUAUCAGAGGAGGUGCUGACUCAGGCCGAGAAGUGUCAGAAUGUGGAAGGUGUUCCUUGUUACUCCCACAUCUCUCACCGUGCUCUCAAGGACAUCCCGAAAGAGUACACCCACCCCUACAACUGCAAAGUGCGCGCACUGGCCUUCAACAACAGCCAUAAGGAGUUGGGUGCUGUUUCUUUAGAUGGAUAUUUCCAUCUGUGGAAGGCAGAAGACAACCUGUAUAAGGAGCUUUCUACCAAACUCCCUUACUGUAAGGAGAAUGUGUGUCUGGCAUACGGUAUGGACUGGUCUGUUUAUGCAGUCGGCUCUCAGGCACACGUUUCUUUCCUUGACCCCCGGCAGUCAUCUCAGAACAUCAAAUCCGUGAGCUCCAGGGAGCGUGGCAGUGGUAUUCGCUCUGUGAGCUUCUAUGAACACAUAGUGACGGUAGGCACUGGCCAAGGUUCCCUGCUCUUCUACGAUAUCAGGGCCCAGCGUUUUCUGGAUGGCCCAUCCAGCUCACCCGGCGGGUACCGGAAUCGCACAGCAGAGGGCAUCCUGAAACUCAGCACAGGGAGAGGAUGGCUGAAUCACGACGAAACAUGGAGAAGCUACUUUUCCGACGUCCGCUCCUUCCCGAACGCCGUAUACACACACUGCUACGAUGACUCCGGCACCAAACUCUUCGUGGCCGGCGGCCCCCUGUGUUCUGGCCUACACGGAAACUACGCUGGCCUCUGGAGCUAGCCUACAUCAUCCCUCCAUUUCGCUCUCACGUACCAUGUGCUUACAGGCCAUCUUCCAUUUUUCUCCUCACUCUUUUUCACUUCCGGUUUAGCUUCUAUACAAGAUUAUCCUCUAUUUCUCAAAGGACCCAGGAGCAUAGAUGUGAUUCUCAACCGUUUUUGUGCUUGGUCUUAUGUCUUUCAAUUUUCAUUUGCCUGUUGUACUCCUGAAUUUACAUGUGUUUUUUUUGUGUGUGUGUGGAGGAAAAAAGGCAAAGAAAA